ACCCCGAAACAUGUUCAUAAAUAAAUGGACAGACAAUGUUCUUUACGCAAACAUAUCAAAAUCUUCUUGGCUUAGACUUGGGACUUUACGGUAAGAAGUUAAAAGGGUAAGACUUGUGUGGACCAGUUAGACCGGCUUUCGUGAAGAACCGCCUGCCCCGCCCGCCCCGGCACUUAAACUAAACGGUCAUUAACACUACCGACAAUAUCGAAGUAGAGAAGACACAUUUGCACAUCACAGCUUCUUCCUUAAAUUUUUUUUUUUUUUUUUUAGAAAUUCGCAAUUUUGUUGAGGGACAGAAUUGUAUGAUUUGAGCAAAAUGCCUAACACGUGUUGGUGGAGGUGAAAGGUCAGUCCUCUGCACCAUCCACAGCUCAGAAACUAAUAUAGACCAAGAGUCCAGGCUGUUUCAUCUGUGUUCCAGUGGGUUAGGGACAUGAUGUACCCCACCUUUGCGGAGGAGAAGGCCAGACACAAGAAGAAGCGUCUGGUGCAGUCCCCCAACGGCUACUUCAUGGAUGUCAAAUGCAUGGGCUGCUACAGGAUCACCACCAUCUACAGCCACGCCCAGACGGUGGUGCCCUGCGUUGGAUGCUCCUUGAUUCUCUGCAGGCCACGCGGGGGGAAAUGCAAGCUCACCACAGGCUGUGCCUUCAGAAGGAAGUAUCAGUGAGCUGCGACGUCGCGGCACACCCACAGCUGGCAAGGUCACCCAUCUGACAGCUUUAGUCCCGACACCUCAUUAGACAAUCCGGAGAAACGAAUGCCGUCUCUCCACAGCAUAGAAGCUGCCUUGCUAGAGGGUACCACAACCCCUCCUAUUAUCUUUAUCAUGCUCACUUUCAUUUGGCUUUUUGACCAAAACUUUCAUUUUCAUUUAAUGUCAAAGUGAAAACAGAAUUAGAAAAUUGGUGUCAGUGCAUUAAAAUAUACAAACUA
Molecule: messenger RNA, 939 nt
Organism: Doryrhamphus excisus (bluestripe pipefish)
Lineage: Eukaryota; Metazoa; Chordata; Actinopteri; Syngnathiformes; Syngnathidae
Source: RefSeq, a predicted model, not a curated record